UCCUGCUAAAUCUUCCCACUUUUAUAUUGUUCCCCAGUUAAAGGUUCAACAUGGGGUUUUCGGUCCACUGGAGUUGGCUCGCUGCACUUUCAUGUCUCCUCUGUAUGGGAAGUGAAGUUAUUUGUAAUUGCACAGACGAUAAAAUGCAAAUUGAAGGGGGUCAUUACACACUGACUAAGCAGAUGGAGUCAGGCAGCAUGUUGAUCUACCAUUGUCCUGAUGGCUACUAUCCUCACCCCUAUUUGACCCGCCUGUGCCAGGCUAAUGGCAACUGGAGACCAGUACCCAAAAGAUUUUCCCCUCAGAGAUGCAGGGUUGUUGAGUGCCCUGACCCCAAUGUGAUGCAGUACGGAAGCGUCAACCCUCCUGAGGAAAGGUACUUUGUGGGCAAUGAGACCACGUAUGAUUGCUACUCUGGAUACACAUUGCGAGGCUCAUCAAAACGUGUAUGCUUACCAAAUGGGAAGUGGAGUGGCCGCACUCCCAUCUGUAGCCAUGACUCAGGGGACAAUUGCGCUGAUCCGGGUAUCCCAGCUGGCGCCUCAAGAACAGGGGACAUAUUUGGAAUUGACGAUAGAGUGAAAUACAGCUGCAACGGCAACCUAUUUUUGGUUGGGUCAAAAGAAAGAGUGUGUCAGGAGAACGGCCAGUGGACUGGCAGAGAGCCAGCAUGCUACUACAGACACACCUAUGACACUUCUUUGGAGGUUUCAGAGGCAUUUGGCAGCUCGAUUAAAGACAGCCUCACCACUUUAGAGCCCAUAGAUGGCAUACAGACGGGGAGAUCAAUCAGGAUUCCAAAAAAUGGGACACUUAACAUCUAUAUUGCGGUGGAUAUUUCUGAGAGCAUCGAAGAGACACACGUCAAUAAAGCAAUAGAUGCUGUCAUAAAACUUAUUACAAAGAUUUCAUCCUUUUCUGUGUCUCCAAACUAUGAAAUAGUCUUUUUCUCCUCUGAAGUGUACGAGAUUGUCAACAUUCUUAAUUUUUUGGAUAAAAAAGCAGACCUAAAAGCCAUCAUAGCUGAAUUGGAAAAAUUUAAAGUGGGACACAAAAACACUGGAACAGAUCUGGACCUCCUGUUUAGGACAUUCCUUGAGAGAAUGUCUAUCAUGAAGCUACGAGUUGGAGAAAAGGUUUUUAAGGACCAUCGUCAUGUCCUUAUCAUUUUUACAGAUGGUGCUUAUAAUAUGGGCGGAUCACCAGAACCAACUGUGGCAAAAAUAAAGAACAUCGUCUACAUGAACCACACUGGUCAACAGGAGGAUGAAGAAUCAAGAGAGAAUUUUUUGGACAUUUAUAUUUUUGCCAUUGGAGCUGAGAUAUUUGAUAAUGACCUGCAGAAACUCACAGUAGGGGUUGGUGGCAAGUCGCAUUACUUCAGAAUGAAGGACAUUACAAAUUUACAAGAGACCUUUGAUGACAUAAUUGAUGAGAAAGAAGUCAAGGGUCUAUGUGGUCUUCACAAGGACUAUGAAACAACGGGAAAAGACAGCACGAGGAAAAUGUAUCCAUGGUGGGCAUUCAUUACUGUCCAGAAUGACGGACCGCCAAAUUACUGCAUCGGCUCUCUGGUUAGCCCUGAGUUUAUCUUGACUGCUGCUCACUGCUUCAAAUUUGAAGAUUUACCUGAGCACGUCACAAUUGAGAUUGAUGAUGGACAGGGCAGAGUGAAACAAGUUAAAACUUUUAUAUUACACCCUGAAUACAAUAAUAAAAAAAAAGUGGCUAUUGGUGUGAAGGAGUUCUAUGACUAUGAUGUGGCUCUCGUCCAACUGAAGGAAGCUAUUAAAAUCUCCAACAUUGCUAGACCUAUUUGCAUACCUUGCACUGAGGAGACCAGUGGUGCUCUUAAACUGGUUGGCGUAUCCACCUGCAGGCAGCAAGAGCAGGUUCUGUUCAAGACUCAUAUGGAAAGACUCAAUUUCCUGACCAAGAAAGGAAGCACGGUAGCUCUAAAAGAGGCCCAUGCUAAGCUGGGUGAUAAUAGAGGCGAGUGCAUCAAACAUGCACUGGAGGCACCAGGCAUAACAACUCUUGAUCCAAAGGAAGCCGUGACUGAUAACUUCCUGUGCACUGGUGGUCUGUCUCCUUACAGGGAUCAUAUAACAUGUAACGGUGACUCUGGAGGCGCUGUGUUCAAGAACUAUGAGCAUCGCACAAUACAGGUUGCAUUGGUCAGCUGGGGGACCAAGGAUUUGUGCAAGUCGGGUGGUGGUGUUGUUGAGUCAGAUGAGAACUCCAGAGAUUUCCACAUUAAUCUGUUCAGAGUUGUCCCUUUUCUCAAAUCGAUCCUUGGAAAUGAAUCCCAGUAUGAAUAUGCACCACUGACGUUUUUGAGUGACUAAAAUGUAUUUGAAUACUGUACUUUUCAGAUUCAAGAUUUGUGUAUACUGUAUGUUUAAACACCCUGGUUUAUGUUAUUUGGGUUCAUAAUGAAAAAGAUCACAUAAACAGAUAACAUUUUCUUGUCAAAAGCAUUCAAAUAUUCAGUCAUUCAAAUAGCUAUUAGUUAAACUGUUUCAUGCUUUAUGAUCAUUUAUUCACUUUUGUCUGUGGUCAAUCAGGAUAUGAAGAGGAAGUUAAUAAAUCAAUUUAAAACUG
This is a messenger RNA of Anoplopoma fimbria (sablefish), 2604 nucleotides long. RefSeq names its product complement factor B-like. The transcript has 18 exons. The record is from RefSeq and is a predicted model, not a curated record. Gene Ontology annotation, cellular component: extracellular region; membrane. The coding region runs from base 51 to 2348 and encodes 765 amino acids. Gene Ontology annotation, molecular function: serine-type endopeptidase activity; G protein-coupled receptor activity. Gene Ontology annotation, biological process: proteolysis; complement activation. Lineage: Eukaryota; Metazoa; Chordata; Actinopteri; Perciformes; Anoplopomatidae.